AUGCCUCCCAAAAUCGACCCUGAUGUCGGCUGUGUCAUACCAGAGCCAGGUGAAUGGCCGGUGGACCCUCAGGAAGACAUUCCAAUCAAAGAAGAUCGAUUGUGGAUUGAUGGCUGCUUCGACUUCUUCCAUCACGGCCAUGCCGGCGUCAUGCUCCAGUCACGCCGCUUUGGCGACGAGCUUUGGGUCGGGCUCCAUAACGACGAGGAGAUCGCAGAGAACAAAGGCCCCACUGUCAUGAAUCUGGCAGAGCGUGUAGCUGCUGUGGAUGCAUGUAGAUUCUCCACCAAGUGUGUACCACACGCACCGUAUGUGACCUCAAUACCAUGGAUCAGUCAUUAUGGCUGCAAAUACGUGACACAUGGAGACGAUAUUACGAGCGACGCGAGCGGGAACGACUGCUAUCGAUUUGUGAAGAAGGCUGGCAGGAUGAAAAUUGUGCCGAGAACACCAGGCAUUAGCACGACUGAUUUGGUCGGUCGAAUGCUGGAACGUACGAAAGACCACUUCAUCAAGAGCCUGAUCGACUGCAUCAACGGGCAGGAGGGACCAGGAGAUGAAGCGGAACGAUUGGAGCAAGCAGAAGAGAUGGCGAAGAGAAUACGAGAAUAUGCUGCAGCCCCGAACGGCAAAGACCCAUUUGUCGAAGUCUGGAGCUACAAGCCAGAGCAGCUGCUGAAUGGCAGUAGAAAUGGUCUACCACCCAGCAGGGCAGCAUAUACCAAGAUCGUUUCGGGUACGCCACCACGAGCUGGACAGCGGAUAGUCUACGUCGACGGCGGCUUUGACCUGUUCUCAUCUGGUCACAUCGCAUUUCUGAAACUUGUCUCGAAACUGGAAGAGGACCAUGGCCAUGACAGUGGCUGGUAUACCGAAGCUGCCAAGCAAAAGCGGAUCUCUGACUCAGGCGAGGACUACCCGCCGGCGUACGUGAUAGCUGGUGUACACGACGAUGAAAUUAUCAACGCACACCGUGGCGUCAACUAUCCGAUUAUGAAUGUGUUCGAGCGAGGACUUUGUGUGGUACAGUGCACAUACAUUCAUGCCGUCAUUUUCGGAGCCCCGUACAAGCCCACCAAAACGUACCUCGAGAGUCUGUCCGGCAAAGCACCGGAUGUAGUAUACCAUGGACCGACUGCAUUCAUGCCGCCGAGCAAUCUCGAAGGCGAUCCGUAUGCAGACGCCAAAGCUCUUGGCAUUUUCCACGAAACCGGGAAGCAUGACUUUCAGGAUGUCAACGCAGAACAUAUCGUGAAGCGAAUUCUGGCUCGACGUGGCGACUACGAAGAGCGACAGCGAAAGAAAGGCGCGAAAGCUGUUGGUGAAGAAGCUCACCGGCGCCGCGAAGAGUUGGAGCAAGAAGCGGAACUAGGGAGACAGCGGAAGCUGCAGCGGAGCGUGCAAUGAGGGAUUGCAUGGUGCGGUGAGAUACCCAAAUAUUGUACAGAGUCUCUGAUCCAGACAGAUUCGUAUCCAAUUGAAACAUCGUCAUUCUACCACUACGGUGUCCUGUAAGUAAGACCGGGCAAUAUUGAUCUCUUGCUGUUUGCAUGGGCACCUGCAGCUCUUCUUUCGCCAAGCCUGGCGCCUGAAACUCGUGCCAAGCACCAACGGCACUGCAGCAUCCCGCCAGGAGUCAUCUCGAACCGAUCUUGCCCUCCGCACAGUACACCUUCGCUCCGACACUAUAUCAUUCCAUCCGCAAGCAUGACAGACAUUUCAGCUCCCUCAACGGGAGAAGCUGGAAAGACGACCGCUGGCACGUCUCAAGAUCCGGCGCCCAUUAAUCUCGAAGGGCAAUUGCUUGCGGACCUCAAGUCGUCUCUUGCGACUCACGCUCGAUCUGCAACAUUUGCCUGUGGCGGCAGCAUCUUAAUUGCCACAGCGGACACAUCCGUGAACGAUACUGAGGAGUCUGGCCCGGUCAAUGCGCCGGUCCAGGUUCGCUUUGGUGACAGCGGCAAGGGUGUUACAGCUAUUUUUCCCGGGGACCGAAACAACAUCUUCUGACUUUCAAGCACUCCUCAGCGCCUGCCAGCCUGCCUCAUUUG
Pseudocercospora fijiensis CIRAD86 is the source of this 2051-nucleotide messenger RNA. RefSeq lists its product as uncharacterized. Lineage: Eukaryota; Fungi; Ascomycota; Dothideomycetes; Mycosphaerellales; Mycosphaerellaceae. Gene Ontology annotation, biological process: phosphatidylethanolamine biosynthetic process. Bases 1 to 1407 code for a protein of 468 amino acids. Gene Ontology annotation, cellular component: cytoplasm. Gene Ontology annotation, molecular function: ethanolamine-phosphate cytidylyltransferase activity. The record is from RefSeq and is a predicted model, not a curated record. The transcript has 3 exons.